Molecule: messenger RNA, 3315 nt
Organism: Chrysemys picta bellii (western painted turtle)
Lineage: Eukaryota; Metazoa; Chordata; Testudines; Emydidae
Gene: MC2R
Product: melanocortin 2 receptor
Biological process (GO): adenylate cyclase-activating G protein-coupled receptor signaling pathway; regulation of metabolic process
Cellular component (GO): plasma membrane; cytoplasm
Molecular function (GO): corticotropin receptor activity
Source: RefSeq, a predicted model, not a curated record
GAAUACGUCUCGCUUAAGUCUUACAAUUGCUCAAGAUAGAACCAGAAAGGCUUCACCACAGAAAAGAUUAUCCGAAUGACAGGUCGGUUUCUCAAUGAAGUCACGCCUGAGUAAUCACAUAUUUUUCUACAAGCAGAAGAAAUGAGGCCUGAUAGUGCUUCUCAAAUAAUGAGACUCCUAGGGCAGACACGCAUUCCUUCAUUUGAAAAUAUCAGCAAUCUCUCCAUGAACAGUGACUGCACCCAGGUUGUAGUACCAGAAGAAGUCUUUUUCACAAUUGCCAUUGCUGGAAUACUGGAGAACCUACUUGUCCUUAUAGCUGUGAUCAAGAAUAAGAAUCUCCACUUGCCCAUGUACUUGUUUAUCUGCAGUUUAUCAGUUUCGGAUAUGUUGGUCAGUCUGUACAAAACUUUGGAGAACAUCUUGAUCAUCUUAGGCAAAAUGGGGUAUCUGACACCUCGUGGAGACUUAGAGACCAAGAUAGAUGAUGUCAUGGAUUCUUUAUUUGUUCUGUCUUUGCUGGGGUCAGUUUUCAGCUUGUUAGCCAUUGCAGCUGACCGAUACAUAACUAUAUUUUUUGCAUUACAGUAUCAUAACAUCAUGACACUGAAUCGUGCUUUAAUCAUCCUGGCAGUAAUUUGGACAUUCUGUGCGGGGAGUGGCAUUGCUAUGACCAUCUUCUCCCAUGAAACAGCUACAGUCAUUUCCUUCACUAUUCUGUUUCCUUUUAUGUUAAUUUUUAUAUUAUGCCUCUAUAUCCACAUGUUCCUGCUUGCACGAACUCAUGCCAAAAAGAUUGCUUCACUGCCUACCAGUGCAGUUCCCCAGAGAGUUAACUUGAAAGGAGCUAUUACAUUAACUAUUUUAUUUGGUGUUUUCCUUUGCUGUUGGGGACCCUUUCUUCUUCACAUCCUCCUCAUGAAGUUUUGCCCACUUAACCCUUACUGUGCUUGUUACAUGUCCAUUUUCCAUGUGAAUGCUACACUCAUCUUGUGCAAUGGCAUCAUUGACCCUAUGAUUUAUGCGUUCCGAAGUCCAGAAUUACGGAGUACAUUGAAGAAAAUGUUCUGUUGCACCAGGUCAGACUGGAAUUAGUGAAUACCAAAUUUGAAAAAUGUUUGUAAAAUUAAGCCUACAGUGCCGUGCAUAAUACUGGUAAGAAUGAUGUUCAGAAUUAUAGACACUAACUAAGACCAGAAUUCUACAAAAAAUGUACGCAUAUUCUUAACUUAAUACACUUUGGGUAGUCCCAUUGACCUCAGUAGAACUAUGAAUUCAGCCUGCAGCAGGUGCAGAAGGGCUGAUCAUGGGAAUGGAGAGCCUGUGUUCCAUCUUAAAAGUAAUUAAAAUCUUAACCAACUGCUUAACUGAGAAAAUGUACUAGGCUGAAUUCAACCCUGCAGUGACUCCUUUACAGUACAUAGAGAUGCACCACAGAGUUUAGGCCACUGAAUACUGUAUCAGUGCUUUCAAUUCAAGGAGAAAAUACUAUAAAACUCUUCUGGUGAACUAACUAGAAAAUUAGCUUUACAUUUUUUUCUAAACUGCUUUAUUAUUAUGUUUUCAGAAUAAGAAAAUAUUUAUUGUGAACCAAUACACACAGAUAUGGCUGGGUGUUGGCUGGUUUGAUUUUCUUGUUUUUAUAUAUAGCUAAUUUCAAAAGAGACAAGCAAGUUUUUUUUUUAAAGUGUCAAAAAUGUCAUUAGGAGGCUGAUGCCAAGCAGGAGAUAUUUUUGAUCCAAAAGACAUUUUUAGACAAAGUUUUAUAGUAAUUGGAAACAGGGAUUAAGAUUACAUGUGUUAUUAAAUUGUUAACUGAAGUAUAGUGUCACAGUCACAUCACUAUAAUACUGUUGUUCUGGAGGGUGUUAACGGCUGCCAUCAAUUGCAGUCUGGUUAAAGCUGAUAGGUGUACUAAUCACUCUUCUUUCAGGCUAACUGGACUUCAUGUGCAUUCUUUAUAAAUAAACAAGACUGCACCAAAGAAAUAAGUGAUUUGUGUAAUCAAUUUCUCCUCCUAAUAGGAGGAACUCAGCAAGGCCCCAAAUAUUGGCUAACUGCUUGAGCUAAAGGGGUAACUCUGGUGCCAGUAGUGGGAUAAAGUCCCUAUGGAGGGAAAUUGUGAGCUAAUAUUCCAGUUGAAGUAAACUGGAACAAAUGAGAGGUGCUCAUAGAAAUCAAAGUUGACCAAAUGGAAUUAAAACAAGACCAAAAACAAGAAUUAAACAAAAGCUGGAGAUUUCACAAAAGGAAUUAAGGAAAUAUCUGGAGGUUUCCUGGAAGUGACUGAGAGUUGACCUGCAGUCAGAGAUAACAUUAUUGUUGUGGCAUCAGCCAAAAAGCAUCUAGGCAAAUUUGGAAGCCCAACCACAAAACCCUCUAUUUGGACUGGUAAACUGGAUUAGUGAGAUGACUAGCAACCUAACUACCUUGGACCAGGAAAUAAUGGUGACCAAGAAAGCUUUGGCCAACUUGGAACUUGCUAACAAUGAUGAACUGCAGCAAGAACUUAAGGAGCUAAAAAAUCAUCUGGAGCAGGAAUUCAAAGAAUCACAGACCACAGUGGAAGUGAUUCCCCAUCCAUUCUUCCUGGAUGGGGAAUCAGAUCAGCCAUAAAACCUGUGUAAUACAGGACAUUUACAGUAUCAAACCUGUUUAUAACCCAUGCAGGCCCAGAUAGAAUAGGUGGGAUUCCUCUCAUAAAUAGUAGGCUUUUGUAUUAUUUGAGAAAGGGAAAAGUUCCCUAAAAGAGGCUUAUUUGGCUCAGUUCAUCAUCAUAGCCUAAAUGAAUGCUGGGAAGAUGGACAAAAGGCAGGGUUCCAGGCAGGAAGAGAAGAUGCAAACAGCCACAUGCCAACUUUUCACACAUCCUCUAUACUCUCUCUCAAAAACUUUGUGUUGCUAUCUUUUCUUCUCCAAGCUUGUGUAUCUUAGGGGUGCUGGGUGAGUUGCUAUUACCAGUUAACAUUAAGAAGUGGAUUGCAGUAACUAUUUUAGUGGCCAAAAGAGUUAUUUUGAGAAAAUGGAAAUCUGCAAUUCCUCUCUCAUAUGCAAACUGGCUUAGUGAGCUCUCCACUACUGCAUUAAUGGAAAAAAUGACUGUCUAAAUAGAAGUGCUUGGGAAAAAAUAUGAGGAUGUCUGGUCACACAUGACUAUUGCAUACUUUUGCAGUUUAGUAUAUAUUAGUCCCUGAUACUCAUAGAUUAUGUUCCCACUUAUUUAUCUAUUUAGUGACUUUAAUAAUUAAUGCCCUGCGUGACCUAUAUGGGUUCAGAGGUGGGGUUGUUUGUAUUUUUGUUUUUUCUGGUUUUGCA